Molecule: messenger RNA, 750 nt
Organism: Colletotrichum paranaense
Lineage: Eukaryota; Fungi; Ascomycota; Sordariomycetes; Glomerellales; Glomerellaceae
Exons: 1
Coding region: 1-750 (249 amino acids)
Source: RefSeq, a predicted model, not a curated record
AUGAAUCGUCAAGGCCCGCUUGGACUCUGGGGUAUCGUCCGCCAUGACGUUGUUUGGAUUCCUUCUCGAAGCACUCGUCUGACAGGGGGGACGGACGGGGGUUUAGGGCGAUGGAAAUGUUACAAUGCUAUUGUGCGCAGCAAUCUCUCUCGCAAGCGCGAGCCCCCGAAGGCCGUUGAUGACGGACCGUUUUCUAGCGCGUCUGUCAAGAACGGUCUUCUCUUCAUGGCCCAUGGGGAAAUAAAGGUUCCAGGCAGCUACGGAUGUCUUUGCUUCUGGUUGGGAACUUUGGGCUCGGCUUCCUCAGUAGGGACCGAGUCCGCAACGUACCUUUUGUGCGUUCCGGAUCGAUCGACGCACCACCGGCAAGUGUCUUCGGGAAGGGGGAGAGGCGAGGAGGAAGAUGAGCCGAACAAGUGCUUUGCAUCCUCGGCUUCUCGAAUGCCACUUGCCUCGUGGGAGAUUCUUUUCCCAGGUGGCUCUCUCCCGAAGCUCUCGCUCUCUGCCGAAGUUCUCGGAUGGGUGUCAGCUGAGCAGUUGGCAGAGCGGAGAGGACCUGAGUCUUACACUCUACGACCGAGGAGAUGGAGGGGCACCCGUAAGAUUGAGGAAGGUCCACGCUCGACGUUGAGGUUGCAGUUCCUACGGCCGAGGCAUCGUGGUAGGAGGGUGGGUGUGAGCUCCAAACUCAGCUCUUCCGCUUGGACCUCGGAGGAAAGGAGGCAGAAGACUGACCAACGAGAACGGUGA